Molecule: messenger RNA, 1748 nt
Organism: Penaeus monodon (black tiger shrimp)
Lineage: Eukaryota; Metazoa; Arthropoda; Malacostraca; Decapoda; Penaeidae
Product: protein serrate-like
Exons: 3
Coding region: 1174-1713 (179 amino acids)
Biological process (GO): Notch signaling pathway; multicellular organism development
Cellular component (GO): membrane
Source: RefSeq, a predicted model, not a curated record
GCGUACGGUGGCGAGAGGCGGUGGGCGGGGUGGCUGCCGUGUACGUGUGUGUGUACGUACGUGUGCGUGAGACUCGGGAGAGGCGGUAGAAGCGUGUAUGUGUGUGUGUGUAUGUGCGUGCGUGCGUGCGUCGGUCGCCCCGCUGCCGCUGCUACCCCGCCACGCGCGCGCUCACUCAGUCGCUCCUUGGCUGGUGAAGCGACAACACCACGCCCGCGCCUUUGGCCUUCGCUCGCCCGCCGCCGCCGCCCCCCCUCUCUCUCUCUCUCUCUCGCUCUCGCUCUCUCAGCCUCGAGACGGCGGCCUAGACCUCGCCCUCGAAGAAGAAGAAGAAGAAGGAGGAGGAGGAGGAAGACCUUUCCUCGGGCGUCGAUGUUUUUCGUCUUUUGUUAGAGAGUCAUUCGUUUUUUUAUACUUUUUAUUUUUUUCUUUCCCAUGUAGCUCUCAUUCUGAAAACGAAAAGAGAGGAAAAAAACGGGAAAAAAUUGAAAGAAAAAACAGGUGAAUUGAGAAGUGCGAGAGAAUUUUUGUUUUGUUUUUUUAAAAAGAGAGAAUAAGAGAAAUAUAGAGAAAAAUACAGAAAAAAAAGUGCGAAGUGCAGCCUCGUGUGUGAUUCUCGCUUCCGCUGCAAUUGCCGGUUGCAGGAAGGAGGCGUUGCAGGAUUGCCCGAUGGAGUUCUAGUUGAGAAAGAGGAAGAAAGAGGAAAAAAGGAAGAAAGGAGGAAAGAUAGUAAGAACGCUAAAAGAUAGUAAGAAAAAGUGAUUUUUUUCGUUGUGCCUUAAAGUCGUAAGAGAGAAAAGAAAGAAAAAAAGAAAAACAGAGAAUUCGUAACUACCGUGAGAAAAAAAUACAUAAAUACAAUUAUUUAACAAAUAUUCAUAGUGAUUUUUACGGAUAAACCGAUGUGAAAAUCGAAAUAGAUAAAAAGGGGGAGGAAGUUGAAAGGAAUAUAAAGUUGGGCUGAACGAGAAAAAUAUACACAAAGUGACAGAAAUAAAAAGGAAAAGUAACAGUAACUUAAUUAAUUUACUUGGCACUGUGUGAUUUCCGUCUGUGUGACCUUCCGUAGUGACCUGUAGUGACCUGUGUGGGGGGAAAAAGUGAUUGCCUGCUUGCGUUAUCUGCAGGCGAUAUGGUUAGAUAACGAUUAUUGAUAGUGCGAUAGUGACUGCGAUGGUGAUGAUGGUGCCCGCCUGCCCAGGGCUACCUCGGGGGCUAUCGUGGCUUCCUGGGGCUAUCCUCCUCGCCACUUUGGUACAGGUGGCGACGGCCUCCGGGCGCUUCGAGCUGGAGGUGGUGGAGGUGCAGAACUCGCACUCGCAGCUGUGGUCGGGCGAGUGCUGCGGCGGCGUCGCCCGCUCCCCGGCGUCCGAGUGCCCCGUGCAGUGCCAGACCGCCGUGACGCUGUGCCUGAAGGAGUACCAGAGCACCCAGGACGGAGGCAAGGCCCUGCCGCGGCAGGUCCUGGAGUCGGGCGGCGCGACGUCCAAGGGGCAGAGCGCGGGCGCGGGCGGCUGGGGGAGCUGCACCUACGGCAACGGCACCUCGCCCGUCAUCGGCGGCUCCUCCUUCACCCUCGCCCAGUCGCCGCCCGCCGCCCACAUCCAGCUGCCCUUCACCUUCUCAUGGACGGUAAGUGAGACCCCGGACGGCGCUCCUGGCGGCGAGGCUGACGGAGGCUCGGUUCCUGGCGGCUGGGAUGAGUACCUGUAGUUCUUUUCUCUGCUCCUGCUUCCUCUUCCUCUUCG